AUGACAUGUGGGACCCAUAGCUAUGGCCUAUGGAGAGUACGCUUUUCAGACUUAAGCCACGUGCAACCGCGUCGGGUGAUCCUCCCGGUCGCUCGUCUGGACUCUGGAGAAUUCAAAAUUUCCCCACUUCGGCACUGCAACCGCAAGCACUCCCACUCGUCUCCGCGCCUCCAUUCACCAAUGAAAGCCUCCACCGCCGCGGGCGAUCCCUCGCCGCCGCCGCCUCGCCGGUGGCUCUCUGGCCUCGUCUCCGGCGCCGGCCGCCUCCUCGCCGCCGUCCUCGACCCGGAAUCCUCCGCCUCCGACACCAUGUCCUCCUCCCCGGAUUCGUCGCAAUCGCCACCGCGCCGCGAUCAGGCCACUGCCGAUCAUGGUAUUGGGAAGUGCUUUCCUUCUGACAGUCAUCAGCUAAAUUUGACUGGCAAGGAGAUUGUUUUGAAAGAUUCUGGUGAAGGGUCACUUGCAGUUGUCUCAGAGAUGGAUCCAAAGGAUGCUGUAAAGCAGUUGCUUAUGCAGGAAACUUACUCAUGGUCGGAGUGUGAUGCAUUAAUAAAGAUAAUUCAAGAGCGCAUUGUGGACUCAGACGAUGAACCUGCUGUUGUUCUUCCCAUUGCUUGGCAGGCGAACACACAGCAACAUCCUGUUGCAUACUCUUCAAGUCUGAACACCUCUGUCCCUGCAGUUUCGAAUCCUGCUUAUUGUCCAGUGUUUGACAACGUUGUUGAGAAGGAAUCGAUGAAGAAAAGCUCAGCUGUUGCUGAAGGUCCUCGCACCAAUAGUCAUGACCGGAUUCAGCGUGCUGUGAAACGAAGUUAUUCUAACACAGGGAACAAUACUUUCGAAGAGUCUCGAAGAAUCAGGCCAAAGCGAAACAAAUCAAAUUCUCUUAGGAGUCAUGGAGUUCCAUCCAAAGAUGCUACUGCUAAUGCUACCAAUGCACCGAUUGGACUUCCAGAAGAUGUCAGGGCGCUAUUUAAAGAUAUUCCCCUUCUUGGGACUAAUAACCUGACAUUUUCUGACUUGGCUUCAAUGGGUAUGUUGGAUGAUGAACCCUCUGCUGUAGCUGCUGGUGCUCAACACUUCACUUCAACCUCUUGUCAAGCUGACUGGGAUAAAUGUGGUUCUGGCAUGUCAUAUCCAUAUUCUAGUCGGAAUCAGCUGGAGAUAUCUCGUGUCAAGGCAGAACAUUUGGGUGAACCUGUCCCUCUUGAGACUGAUAUGACGCAUCUGGUGCAAAAGAAUGACAUGCGCAAUGGCUCUUGUUCUGUCUCAAACAAAGCUGUGCUUCAAGGUGACAUUGAGGCUGCACCGAGCUCAUCAAUGGGCUUGCAGACAGAAAAGAGCUCCAGAAAUUGCAGCAGGGGAUUCAACUUGCAGAACAGCAUUCCAACGAAGGCAAGGUCACCUGCUAGAAGAACUCGUCCCCCAAAGAACGGUAAGACCGUGAGAUCAUGGAAUGGGCCGCCACAGCAAAGGAACCCAGCGGCGAGACAGGAAUCGGACACGGGCCGCGUUCAGGCGAAGAGGCCAGUUGGAAGGCCGAGGAAAGCGUGGAGGUUUCGAAAGGUGAACGAUACACGUAGACUACAAUUGUAAAGGGAACUCGAGAUUACAUCUAACAUCAGGUAAUUGUUGAUGUAGUAAUUAUUUAGGUCCAUAAAAGAAAACCGAAAUGUUCCGUGUAGUAGGUAGCACGGUUGGAAAGUUGGAACUUGCAGUGAGUGUGCUGUUUUGGGGUUGCAUGGGUUGGUUACCCACCCAUUGGUGCAAUGUUGGAAGGUGGUUCAUCCGGUUA
This is a messenger RNA of Sorghum bicolor (sorghum), 1795 nucleotides long. RefSeq lists its product as uncharacterized. The record is from RefSeq and is a predicted model, not a curated record. Gene Ontology annotation, biological process: nuclear membrane organization. Lineage: Eukaryota; Viridiplantae; Streptophyta; Magnoliopsida; Poales; Poaceae. Gene Ontology annotation, cellular component: nuclear envelope. The coding region runs from base 1 to 1596 and encodes 531 amino acids. The transcript is spliced from 10 exons.